CAGAAGGAAACCAAUUCCCUCGUUUCUUUUUAUUUCUUUUCUCCCUCUUUCCAAAGAGAUAGCGAACAGAAAGAGAGAGAGACAGCGGAUAAUAACACACCCUGUAAUACCCUACUGUCAAUCGCAGAAGCUUUUCUUAACUUUAAUGGUGCAUUCCAAACUUUAUUUGCUCUCGUAUUGUUCAGUUUUUGGUUGCAGGUGAAGCUUCGUUCUUCUUUGAUCCGUUCCUUUAAAAGCCCUAUCGAUAGCUGGUUUUUUCUUGUUUCUAUCGAUCUGGACUCUCAUUCCAGUAUGAGCAUCGACACCCCUAAAAGGGGGGUUAACUAGAUCAAGCCAGUUUUGAGUUUCCAUGGGCGAUGGAGGAGUUGCUCUUGUGGCGUCACAGUAUGUCAUGGAACGCUUUCCUACAUGCCAUGGUUUGCACUCGUAUGAUAAGAGCCCUAAAUGCCACCUCCAGAGAAAACCAGAGAGGGAGAUGGAAGUAGAGCAAGGGGAAUUAGGGUUUGAGAAUUCACACAAUUCUGAGCGCUCCCCUGGAAUAAGAUCGCAAGAAGACACAAAGGGGGGCAGGGCUCAUUUUGCAGAGGAGGUGAGCAGAGAAGAAUCACCAAGACCUGUUGAAUUUCCAAAAUUGAGGAUUAGUAGUGUUAUAGAGAAUCCAAGUAAUGGAGAAUACCAGAGGAACAGCGAGUUAUCAAGAACUGGAACCAAAGGUAGUGAUGAUUUUGCAGAAGAAGCAGGUGAGUGCGAUUACUCGAGAAGCAGAGGUAGCUCGAGUGAGCGUCAUAAGAGGAACUCGAGGUGGGACACUUCAAGAUGGGAGCCUUCAAGGUGGGAACCUUUGCAAGAAAGGGUUUCGAAUUCAAAGGGAAAUUUGGGAAAUUGGGGCAAGAGGGAACCUCAAAGUUGUGCUCGGAGGUCCAGAGAUGACUAUGGUGACUAUUCUGUAGAUGAGUCUCGACAGAGAUCAAAGAGCAGAAGGCGUUCGGAUGAAUAUUACCAUUCAGAGAAGUCCCUCUCUCACUCUAGAAACUCCAAUUCAAAUUCGCGGCAAUAUCGGGAUUCUUCCUAUUCUUCUUCGAGGGAUUUGUCUAACAGGUAUUCAAGGCGUUAUGAUUCUUCUUCUUCAUCUAGGUUCUCUUAUGAUAAGCACAACCGAAGCCCUAGCUAUUUAGACAGGCAUAGUAACCGAAGCCCGAGCUAUUCAGAUAGGUCGCCUCGUGAUCGUGGGCGACAUCAUGACUACAGAGAUGGGAAUAGAAAAAGUGGGACUGACAAGAGAGAUGGUCAUUAUAGCAGAGAUAGCAGAGAAGAAGAGAGAUUCUCAAGAAAGGAAUCAAAUGGUAGGGAUUCUCGAAGGUACUCUUCUUCCUCUAGGCAUUUGUAUGGUAGUCGCAGUGAUAAAGCCAUUGAUGAUCAGCACCCAAGUAGCCAUAGUGAUAGAGUUGCUGAGGACCAUUUGGUUAGCAAAAGCGGCGAAAAGAAGGUAGAAGAUCAAAUGGAAAAUUCGAAUUUAGAUUCAGAGGUGAGGCCUAAUGCAGAGCCUCCUAAAGUUGAUGGGUUUGUUGAGGAGUUGCAGUCUAUGGAAGAGGAUAUGGAUUUGUGCAGUUCGCCUGAAUAUGCUGUUAAUGUGCGGAACCAAUCAGGAACUAUUGGUUUGGUGGACCAAGGGAAGCCAUUUAUUCGAGGUUGGUACUACCUUGAUCAUGUGGGUAUUGAACAGGGACCUUCAAAACUGUGUGAGCUGAAACAGCUUGUCGAAGAUGGGUUUCUUUCAUCUGAUCAUUUGAUAAAGCAUUCUGAUAGUGAUAGAUGGGUAACUGUUGAGAAUGCUGCGUCUCCGUUGGUGGUUGUAAAUUCACAUUCUGUUGUUCCUGAGACUGUGACACAGUUGGUGAACCCUCCUGAGGCUCCAGGUAAUGCGAUGAUUGAGGUGGGGGAUUUCUUGAAGUCAGUUAAUAGAGUUAGCCAGGAAUUAGGUGCCUCUUCAGCUGCAUUGGAAUCUCCUUCUCAAUUGGAAGAUCUUCGUAUUGAUGAGAGGGUGGAUGCUUUAUUGAAUGGCUUAGCUGUUGUUCCGGGAAAGGAACUUGAAAGUAUUGCAGAGGCUUUGCAAACUACUUUUGAGUAUGCGGAUUGGGAGAAACGGAAUCCAUCUGAAGGUUUUAUGAGGUUCCGUGACAGUUAUAUGGAAACAUCGAGGCACUAUAGGGAUGAGGAAAACAAUAGGGCUUAUGAAAGCUUGCAUAAGGAAAGCCCUUUGCUGAGGUUUGGAUACCGAUCAGGUGUGCUUGGGGAAAAGGAAUUUGCACUUCCAAAAAUUGACUCCAGCCAAUGGUUUACCGGAAGGUGGUCUUGCAAAGGUGGUGACUGGAGGAGGUGCGACGAAAUGGCCCAUGAUCGAAAUUUAAAGAGGAAAAUAGUGCUUAAUGAGGGUUUCCCACUCUGUCAAAUGCCAAAAUCUGGGUACCAAGAUCCUCGUUAUCAUAGGCAUGACGAUCUAUACCAUCCUAUGAAUUACAAAAAACUUGAGCUUCCUCCCUGGGCUUAUUGCUGGUUGGAAGAAAAAUUUGAUCAUCCCCAACCAAUGGAUGCUGCCUCGGAUAGUCAUGUUGCUGCUACCAUGGGACAUGGUUCAAUUGUGUCUAUUCAGGCUCAAUCAGUUAAGACAAGCAAUGGUGAUUUAAACAAGCAAAUGGUUUUUAACCGAGUAACCCAGUACAAAGCUGUGGUAGCAAAAGGUGCUAGAGGAUUAACACAAUCGGUUGUGAGGAAUAACACCCUUGUAGUAAAGAUCCAUGGUUCUUUUGUUUCAGAGUUGCAUGCACGAGCUCAUAAUAAUGAAUUUCACUCCUUGAAACCUGAAAUGGAGCAGCCUUCUUCUGUAUUGGAUGGUAAGAGCAUGCUUUGUGGUGAUGCUUCCCGACCUAAGGAUUGGCAACAUGACCUGAAAGGCUCGCAUGGCCCCACUUCUAGUGAUAAUGCUCCACCAGCUCAUGUUCUUACCAAAGAUGAAUUGAAGCUGCAUUUAGGGGAGUGGCAUUACCUGGAUGGUGCGGGUCAUGAAAGCCAUCCAGUGUCUUUCAAAAUGCUGCAAGAUUUGGUUGCAAAUGGCACUAUUCAGAGAUUUAGCAGUGUUUACAGGAAAAGAGAUAAUAUAUGGGUUCCUAUAACUGGUCCUGCUCCUCCUGAUCCCUCUAUUGAAGUAUCUGGGGCUCCUAUGUCUGUGUUAGAAGCUCGGAAACCAAGCUUGGAUAAUGAUGCUUGUGAUAGUGGUGAUUUACGACGAGAACAGGUGGUUACAGAGAAGAAAUCACCACUCAGUUACUUUCAUGCAUUGCAUCCACAAUUUAUUGGAUAUACUCGUGGCAAGCUUCAUGAACUUGUAAUGAAAUCUUAUAAGAACAGAGAGUUUGCGGCAGCUGUAAAUGAAGUUUUGGAUCCAUGGAUGAAUGCAAGGCAGCCAAAGAAGGCUCCUGAAAAAUUAAUGUCAUGCAAUUCCUCUACAUGGGUUUCUUUGAGCAUGAAAAGUGCUAUUGCCUCUUCUCUAAACUCAGGCUAUGUUGAUCCACAAUCAGAGUAUGGGACUCCCACAAACAAAAUGGAAAGUGAUUUAGCUAGGACCUCUAAAGACUUCAAUCGAUUUGGGAAAAGAUCUCGGUUGUUAAUUGAUGAGAGUGAGGAAGAGGAUGAUACUGCAAUGGAUUUGGGAAAGUUGCAGAGUGCCAAUUAUUCAUUUGAUGAUUUAUGUGGUGAAACUGCUUUUCCCCAAGAAACCUGUGCCAACAUCGCAACUGGGUCGGAUGGUUGGGGUCUGCUGAAUGGUCACAUUUUAGCGAGGAUAUUCCAUUUCUUACGAGCCGAUUUUAAGUCACUCGCAGUUUCUGCUGUCACUUGCAAGCAGUGGAAUAUGGCAGUUAAGUUUUACAAGGAUUUAUGCGUUCAGGUUGACUUGUCAUCCAUGGGUCUCAAUUGCACUGAUUCCAUAUUCCAAUACAUAAUGAGUGGUUACAACAAAGAAAAUAUUACAUCUGUCAUUCUGAUGGGCUGUAUUAAAAUUACUGCCCGAACACUCGAAGAAGUUCUGCAAUCCUUUCCUUCUAUAGAGUUCAUAGAUAACAGAGGGUGUGAUCAGUUCAGAGAGUUGACCACCACUUACCUGAAAGUGAAGUGGAAGAAGAGCCGUGGUUUACAUUAUGGAAGUGAAACAAAGAUUUCUGAUGAUUCACAUCACAAAAUAAGGAGCCUUAAACAAAUAAAUGAGAAAAGCCACAACUAUCUCGGAGAUACACUUCGUCACAGUCAAUACAAGCGCAUGAAGCUGAUUGGAACUAGAAAAGCUUCACUUUUGGAUGAGCUUCGCAUGAAGGGAUUGUAUUCUAGGAAGUCGCCUUCUUUGCCUGGUGGAAGAUAUAAAAAAAUGGAGCAUUAUCUUUCUCUUCGUUUGAAGGAAAUCAUGAAUGAGAACACUUUUGCAUUUUUCAUACCGAAGGUUGCAGAAAUCGAGGAUAGGAUGCAGAGUGGUUAUUAUGUUGGCCGUGGCUUGAAACUUCUCAAAGAUGAUAUCGGUCGAAUGUGUCGAGAUGCCAUGAAAGCAAACAAUCGAAGCGAUGAUGGUGAAGAUAUGACUCACAUUAUCAAGUUAUUUAUGAAGUUGGUCACAUAUCUGGAGGACAACUCUAAGUCAUUUUAUGGUGGUUCACGGACAGGAUUUUUCCCUGCUGCCUCCAACCAUAAGAAGAAACACAAGAAGACCAUGAAGAUUGGAAAAUUGAGUAAGAGAAACAUCGCUUCUUAUGAUAAUGGCUUCUUCGACUCUGGAGAAUAUGCAUCUGACCGGGAUAGCAGGAGGCGGUUGUCUAAGUUAAAUAGAAGAUCUUUUGAUUCUGAUACUGAAACAUCAGAUGAAGCAGAGCUCUCUGAGGAAGUCUCAGGGGAUGAGGAGGGUACUUCUUCUGACUCUGAUGUUGAUACGGGUGUGCAUUCUGAUAAUGAAGAUAGAGAAUUGAGUGGUGACAGGUAUCAGAUGGUGGAUGAGGUCUUGGAAUCGGUAACUGAAGAUCGUGAAUGGGGUGCUCGAAUGACAAAAGCUAGCCUGGUUCCUCCUAUCACACGCAAGUAUGAAGUCAUUGAUGAAUAUGUUGUAAUUGCGGAUGAAGAGUAUGUUCAGAGGAAGAUGCGUGUUGCCUUACCUGAGGAUUAUGAGGAAAAGCUUAAUCAACAGAAAAGUGGGGAAGAGGACAUGGAAAUUCCUGAGGUCAAGGAUUAUAAACCGAGGAAGAAGCUUGGAGAUGAGGUCCUGGAGCAGGAAGUAUAUGGUAUUGAUCCUUAUACUCAUAAUCUUCUUUUGGACACUAUGCCUGAAGAGCUGGACUGGCCCCUUCUGGAGAGGCACUCAUUCAUUGAGGAGGUUAUUCUGUGUGUUUUGAAUAAGCAAGUGAGACACUUCACUGGUACGGGAUGCACUCCUAUGGAAUUUCCUCUGCCGCCAGUGGUUGACGAAAUUCUCAAGAAUGCUGAAAAGGAUGGUGAUACACGCAUCAUGAAGAUGGCUGAAGAACUGUUGAAGGCCAUGAAAAAUCGCCCAGAUGACAAUUAUGUGGCAUAUAGGAAGGGCCUUGGAGUUGUGUGCAAUAAGGAGGAAGGUUUUGGGGAAGAUGAUUUUGUUGUGGAAUUCUUGGGGGAGGUUUACCCAGCAUGGAAAUGGUUUGAAAAGCAAGAUGGGAUUCGAUCCCUGCAAAAGAACAAUGAGGAUCCAGCUCCCGAGUUUUAUAACAUAUAUCUGGAAAGGCCAAAGGGUGAUCGAGAUGGUUAUGAUUUGGUUGUAGUUGACGCGAUGCACAAGGCAAAUUAUGCGAGUAGAAUAUGCCAUUCUUGCCGGCCUAAUUGUGAAGCAAAAGUUACUGCAGUAGAUGGCCAAUAUCAGAUUGGAAUUUACACUGUGCGGCCUAUAGGAUAUGGUGAAGAGAUCACAUUUGACUAUAACUCUGUGACUGAGAGCAAGGAGGAAUAUGAGGCUUCUGUUUGCUUAUGUGGAAGUCAAGUUUGCAGAGGAAGUUACUUGAAUCUGACCGGUGAAGGAGCUUAUCAGAAGGUAUUGAAGGAGUGUCAUGGACUGCUGAAUCGGCAUCAAUUGAUGCUUGAGGCUUGUGAAAUGAAUUUUGUUUCGCAAGAGGACUAUGAUGACUUGGGAAAGGCUGGUCUUGGCAGCUGUUUGCUUUCUGGAUUGCCUGACUGGCUCAUUGCUUAUUCAGCUCGCCUGGUGAGGUUUAUAAAUUAUGAAAGAACUAUGCUCCCGGAGGAGAUUUUGAACUAUAAUUUGGAAGAGAAGAGGAAAUUCUUUUCAGAUAUUUGUCUUGAGGUUGAAAAGAGUGAUGCUGAGGUUCAGGCAGAGGGUGUGUAUAACCAACGGCUUCAAAAUCUGGCAGUCACACUUGACAAGGUUAGGUAUGUUAUAAGGUGCAUAUUUGAGGACCCAAAAAGAGCACCGCCGCCACUGGAGAGACUAAGUCCUCAAGCAUUAGUUUGUUUCCUCUGGAAAGGGGAAGGCUCACUGGUUGAGGAACUAUUGCAGUGCGUGGCCCCUCAUGUGGACUCAGACUUGCUAAAUAGCCUGAAGUCCAAAAUUCAUGCACGUGACCCAAGUGGAUCUGAUGACGUGGGUAGAGAGCUGAGAAAGUCUCUGUUGUGGUUACGAGACGAGAUUCGGAGCCUACCAUCUUCGUGUAAGUUUCGACAUGAUGCUGCUGCAGACUUAAUACACAUGUAUGCAUAUACAAGAUGCUUUUUCACAGUCAGGGAUUACAGAACUGUCACAUCGGCCCCAGUGUAUAUAAGCCCACUUGACUUGGGUCCCAAGUAUGUGGGUAAAUUAGGCUCAGGAUUUGAGGAGUAUCGGAAGACAUAUGGUGAAGGUUAUUGCCUAGGGCAGCUGAUUUAUUGGCAUGUUCAGACUAACGCAGAUCCUGAUUCGACCUUAGCAAAGGCGAGGAGGGGUUGCUUGGCUCUUCCCGACAUUUCUUCUUUCUAUGCAAAGCCUCAGAAACCACCUCCCAAAUUUUCUUAUGGCCCCAAAACUGUUAGAUUAAUGAUGGCUAGGAUGGAAAAACAACCCCAAAAACCUUGGCGUAAGGACCAGAUAUGGAAGUUCAAAAGUACUCCGCGAGUAUUUGGUAGUCCAAUGCUAGAUGCGAUUAUGAACAGAUCAGCAUUGGACAAAGAAAUGAUGCAAUGGCUCAAGACUAGGCCGAUUGCUUGCCAUGCUCCAUGGGACCAAUGACAGGGAGUUAACGCAUUUGUUUUGGAAUGAUUAUUUCAUUCUUUCUUUCCUUUUUAGCUUUUGAUUCCCUUUACUUAUUGCGGAGAUGGUAAUCAUUCCAAAACAUAACUGUGUUACUCUUCCAUUCCUGUGUACAGGUUUUGUACCUUGUAUUCAUUAUGUAGCAUUGGUUUAUAAUAGUUGCAAGAAUUAUUUUCUCUCUUGUCCGACUUUGGCUUCUUUCAAGCCCUUUCAAGACCUUUUUUACAAUGCUUAUAUAUUCAUGUCAGAAAGAAUUGAACAUAUACAUGCCAGUACUUGAUUCCUUUUAUCACAUGUACAAACUCAAAUGACAUGUCAUUGCUUGUUUUUUUAUCUGAACUUAGUUUCGUGUUACCAUUUUUCCAGUUAAUGAACCUGAUGCAUAAGAUCUUAUAAUAGAAGCCAGGUAGAGGAAUACCAAACCGUUUUGUUGAUCAUUAAUGUUGGGAAAUCUUGCUUUCCAACAUUAGACGUUUCAGUUGUACUAUGCCUUUGGUAGGCCAUAAACCCAGAGAACACACCAUAAAGUUCUGACCUUGAAAUCUCUACCUUGAGCAUCCGAUCCUGACAUUGUAAACCAAUGAUUGCCGACUCCAAACCUUGACAACUCAUAAUCCCUAACCUUGAACUGCAAAUGACGACCAUUCAUCUGGUCUACAGGCCCUGAAGCAGGUGCCUAAAAUCCUGGGAUAUUAAUUUUUUUCAAGUUAUCCCAUGUUAAGUUUUUUCAAGCAGGUGUCCAUGUUAUCAUGUUAUCCCAUUCAGAUUGUGCUCCAGUUCUCUUUCAUUCUUGUAUCCUGGCUCUUUGGAAUUUUAUUGCUUGGUAAUAUUGAAUUCUGUCAAAACGUUAUAUGUGUAUUAAUGAUGCUUGAUACUGAACUUUGUGAAAUUCUUGCAACACAUUUGAAUAUCUCCGUGUAUAAGGCCCAGCCAUUAAUAUCAGUCAGGACUCAGCUACAAGCAUUUUUUGAGAUCAGUGACACUCGUUUUAACUCUGACUUCUGACUACUUCAGAUUUAGAUCCAUUUGCGAUAAUCGUCCUCAUGUCAUAACAAAGAAGUGCCCUUGCUAAACUGUUUCUAUGCGUAAUGUGGGAUGGAAGGAAAUUGUUUUCCACUUAUGAACUUUUGAUGUUCCAAACUUCAAAUGCAAAUACCAAUGCUUAUCUUUGAUCUGAUGGUUCUGGUUCUUGCGAACAAUGUUCAUUGCAUCUGCUGCUGGUUGUCGGGUUUUCUUAUUAGCUUGGCUGCUCAGAGGGUUGUGAUGCUGGAAAAUUUGUAGUUGCUUCUUAGAGAUUAUUCUUAACUUUGCUGCUCAGAGGGUUGUAGUGGUUGAAAAUUUGCAGUGGCUUCGUAGAGAUUAUUCUGCAUCUACUUCUCCUUCCUAUUUUCAGGUGCACACCUUCUUCAAGGUGGUUAAUUACCUUGUUUUUUGGGAGUAACAUUUGUUGGAAUUUCUAAUUACUUCGUUUUUUGGUAGUAACAUUUGUUGGAAUUUCUUCUGGGCCAUGCCCCCUUUCUUCUGAGGUGUUUGACUAUCCGCUUUUGAUUGCAAGUGAAUGGUUGGUGAGUUUAGGUUGGAGUUUCCUGAUUCGACUAACUUGAUGGCAAAACGCUUUUUUUCUUUCUUUUUUUUAUUUUUUCCUUUUUCCUUUCCUUGAUUUGGCAAGCAUAAUUAAAGCCGAAACUAACUUGGGAUUUAUAUAUUGUUUCCCCUGUUUGCUUUUGAGGUUUUUCAAAACAAAACCAAAGGGAUAUAUGACUGCGGACAGGUCGAAGGGAAAGUGGAAAUCCUGGAUUGUGCGGAAACCGCAAUCCUCGAUCCACACCUAAGUAUAAAUGGUGUGGUUACGCGUGUGGAUUAAACCAAUAAGAAACUACCGCAGGGUGGGUAUGUUUUGUAUUAUAAAGUAACUUACCUAUGGGUAAAUAAAUAAAAUAAAUGGAAUUGUGAGAUACAUAUAAGAACGUGGACGUGACAAAAGUGGCCUAACUUUUUCUUUUUCUCCCCUUCUUUCUUGCGAGAGAAGGAAUCAAAGCGCGUAUGGGUGUGGUCCCUGUGCAACCUAAUCUUGUGGUCAGAGAGAGAGAGAAAUCAUCCUGGGAGAGCGAGAGAGUCCAUCUCCCCUGUGAACCUGAAGAGGCAGUUGCAGAGAGAGAGAGAGAGGAAGAGAGAUUGUUGCCCCUGUAAAACCUGCUUUUGGGAGAGAGAGAGAGGAGGGAGAGAGAUUGUUGCCCAUCUAAAACCUGGGACAGCACCGAUCUGAGAGAGACGCUUUCAAGGCCUGUGGAUCUGCUAGAGAUGCUUGGAAAACCUACUUUAUAGAGGGACUAUUUCCCAUGAAAAACUACUUUUGAAAGCGGCAGCUGCGGAGCAAGGGGCAGAGAUUGGAGUUUUGGAGGGGCCAGCUGUAGAUCUGACCAGAGUGAGAUGAUCUCCCUAUGAAUCUAUGGCAACUGUAGAUCAGAGAGAGAGAGAUCGGUGGUCUGAGAUCUUAAGAGAGAGAGAGAGAGAGAGAGAGAGAGAGAGAGAGAGAUCCGUGGUCUGAGAUCUUCAGAGAGAGAUCCAUGAUCCGAGAUCUUAAUGAGAGUUAAGGAUCAUCCUGCAAAGUCUGUUCUGAACCAGUGGCUGAUGAGAGAGAGAGAGAAAGAGGACUUGAGAUGCUGUGUAUAUUAACCCAAAUUUUUUUUUUUUAUCUUUAAAACCCCUGGAGGACAGGAGUUACACGCAGCGGCCCAGGUUGGGUUUCACUUUCUCCCUUCGUAUGCUUCUCCUGAAAUGAAUCACGCUUUCUUUACUGAGAUUUGUAGAACAUUAUACACUAUGAUUCUUAUGAAUCGGCUUCUCAGCAAAAAAAACAAGAAAAAAAAAGAAAAAAAAAGAAAAAAAAAGAAAAAAAAAGAAAAAAAAAGAAAAAGAAAAAAAGAUAAGGAAGUUAGUAAAAUCAAUUUAUAUAACAAAACAACAAACGCUUUUGGGGAUUUAGGGUUUCACUUUGUGAAUACCUUGUGGCGUUCCUUGGGAAAUAGGGGAUUUAGGGUUUCACUUUGUGAAUAGCUUGUGUCGUUCUUUGGGAACUAGGAUUUCGUUUGGUCAUUUUACUGAUUCCAAAAUGCGUGCUAUGUCAAUUUUGGUAAAUAUUGUGUGAUAUAUCAAUUUUUUUUCCCUUACCAUUCAAGUAACUUCUACUUACCAAGCUUUUCUUAGAACUGUUUUUUAUACAUUUUAUUUCUUUCUAUUCGCUUGUGCCUUAAAUGGUUAGGGCACAAAGUAUUGAUCUGAAUCGGUGAUUUCCACUAUGGAUUUUCUGCCCUAUAAUGUUAGGGCACGAGGACUUAUCCGAAUCGGCAAUUCCUAAUAUGGAUUCGUAUGCAAACAUAUAAGGUGAUUUUGGUCUUCACUAGACACGGAAUACCCCCACUUCUACUUCCUGGUUCAGGUUGGAGGUCGGUCCCGAUUUUUAGAAAGCUGCUUGUAACUAUCCUCCAAUUUUUAUGUUAUUUAUUUUUGUAUCUUGUUAAGUGUCUUAUCUCUCUUUUUUAAUGGUUGGGUCUGUCACUUAAUUGCUGUGUCUGCCUACUUUUUUGUUUUUCCUGGCCUGAUUUUUCCGCUGAAAACAUGCCUUUUUUUAUUUUGAUUUUUUAUUUUUUUUAAACAUUUUUCUGUUUGUGCUUUUUAUUAGUUUUCCCCUUAAAGAGGGCUUUAAUUUGAUUAUUAUUAUUUUUGUGUUAUUUCAGGGAAUGAUGCAUUUUCUCGGAUGCUUCUUCUGUAGAGGUACUUAACAGGUGUCUUUCAUGUCUGCGCACAAUGGGAGAAAAUGAACUUGUAAUAUAAAGGUUAUUUCAUUAACGAUCAAAUGGGGGAGAGGCCUCUUUGGAAUCUGGUAAAUUCAGGAAAGGAGUUGGGAGGGGGUUAUUAUGUCCUUUAUUCACCCAAUUGGGACUGGAAAAAUACUGUCAAAAGGUCGAUUGUUUUUAUUUUUUUUAUUAAAGUCUCAAAAUUUUGAUUCCUUUUGAA
Amborella trichopoda is the source of this 11314-nucleotide messenger RNA. RefSeq names its product SET domain protein 2 (gene SDG2). The record is from RefSeq and is a predicted model, not a curated record. Lineage: Eukaryota; Viridiplantae; Streptophyta; Magnoliopsida; Amborellales; Amborellaceae. Gene Ontology annotation, molecular function: protein binding.